Molecule: messenger RNA, 708 nt
Organism: Syngnathoides biaculeatus (alligator pipefish)
Lineage: Eukaryota; Metazoa; Chordata; Actinopteri; Syngnathiformes; Syngnathidae
Gene: triap1
Product: TP53 regulated inhibitor of apoptosis 1
Exons: 1
Coding region: 262-498 (78 amino acids)
Source: RefSeq, a predicted model, not a curated record
CCUCGUUUUUGAAUAUGGAACUGAUGAGCCGUGCGGGAGCAAAAUUCGUUGAUGGCGUCAUCAGGUCGACGUCAGUACAAAUAGCAUCUUGGAAUGGCUGCAUUGUGUGAUCAAGCCGAAGGUCAAAAGGGGGUCAAGGCAGCAGUUCACGAAAGAGCGAGCUCUCCCGUCCGCAGGAUCUUUGCGGCGCUGUGACGUCACAGCCAGUGCGCUGGCGGACUCGGCCGGUCGGGCCGAUUUCGGGCUCGCGUCGCCGCGGACAUGAACAGCGUGGGCGAGGCCUGCGCGGACCUCAAGCGGGAGUACGACCAAUGCUUCAACCGAUGGUUCGCCGACAAGUUCCUGAAAGGAGAGCGAGGCGCCGAGCCGUGCGCGGACAGCUUCCGGUUGUACCAGCGCUGCGUGCAGAAGGCCAUCAAGGACAAGGACAUCCCGGUGGACGGCCUCGACUUCAUGGGCCCCGCCAAGGACAAGGACAAGGACGGGGGCCACGGCUGAACACCGUGCAGACGUUCCAGACGCAAAGACCUGGUGCUUUUCGAUCAAAAGAUCUUGGAGGGGACAAACCGAAGGCCCGCGGGGCGCGUCUGCUGAUCGAGCCUGUUCCACAAUGGCAAAAACUGUACAGCACUUAUAUUGCUAACCUUUUUUGUUUGCCAUCGCGAAGUCCUUUUUGAAAUUAAACAAACUUUCAUUGUUUCAGUUCAA